AUGAAGGACCCAACGCCUGCUUUGACGACUGUCCGGGGCUUCCAUACUCCUGUCACUGAGUCGGGAGAUGAAGACUCGGACUAUGGAUCUCGCACACAGUCGCCAUCCAAGCAUAGGAUCGACGAUGUGGUCAGCGCCAACAGCAGCCCCAUGCUGCGCUCGACUGCUUCCCCCGGUAUGGGAGGUAUCAGCAAAUUGAAGCUACAGCUCGAUGCCUUGGAUCGCGCCUCUCAGUCGAUCGCGAGAAAGAUGACCGCCGAGGACUUCCAACCUUUGCGCUGUCUGGGGAAGGGGACCUUUGGAACAGUCUUGCUUGUCAAGCAGCAGACUACGGGGCGGCUCUUUGCACAAAAACAGUUUAAGAAAGCUUCGUUGACCGUUCACAAACGCCUUGUCGAGCAAACCAAGACCGAGCGCACCAUCCUCGAAAGCGUCAAUCGUCACCCUUUCGUCGUGAAGCUUUUCUAUGCCUUCCAGGACCACGAGAAGCUAUACUUGAUCCUCGAAUAUGCGCAAGGCGGGGAGCUAUUCACACAUUUGGCACAGGAACGCAUGUUCUCGGAGGAAGUCGCCUCAUUCUACAUGGCCGAAAUGGUUCUGGCACUCGAACAUCUUCACCGCAACCUCGGGGUCGUAUACCGUGAUCUCAAACCUGAGAACUGUCUCCUAGACGCGGAAGGGCAUCUCCUGCUCACCGAUUUCGGGCUUUCAAAAGUCGCUGUGGAUGAGAACGACAAAUGCAAUAGCAUGCUCGGCACGGUUGAAUAUAUGGCACCGGAGAUUGUCCUGGGUCAGAAAUAUGGGAUGGCGGUGGAUUGGUGGUCGUUUGGCGCAUUGGGGUUUGAUCUUUUGACCGGAAGCCCGCCAUUCGUGGGCCAGAACCACAAGAAGAUCCAGGAGAAGAUCGUGAAGCAGAAGCUUGUCAUGCCGUACUUUUUGGGCCCCGACGCCAAAGAUCUGCUCACUCGUCUUCUUCGAAAGGAGCCCGCGAAGAGACUAGGAGCCAAUAUGCCCAAGGAUCUCCAGACGAUCAAGAAACAUCGCUUCUUCCGCAAGAUCGACUGGAAGCGGCUCGCGAAGAGAGAAAUCGAACCCCCGAUCACACCCCUCAUCACGGACCCGGAACUCGCAGAGAACUUCGCAACGGAAUUCACCGAGCUGGCUGUGAGUCCUGUCACACACCAAAAGUCGCCAUGGGGCUCCACGACGGCGGCGGGAAACGAGAAUAAUCCGUUUGGUGGCUUUAGUUACGUGGCGAGCCAGAGCUUGUUGGAGUCUAAUGGAUUCAUGGCGAUGGCGGGGAAUGGCGAAUUGACUGCCUAG
This is a messenger RNA of Amorphotheca resinae ATCC 22711, 1323 nucleotides long. RefSeq lists its product as hypothetical. The record is from RefSeq and is a predicted model, not a curated record. Gene Ontology annotation, molecular function: protein serine/threonine kinase activity; ATP binding. Gene Ontology annotation, biological process: protein phosphorylation. Lineage: Eukaryota; Fungi; Ascomycota; Leotiomycetes; Helotiales; Amorphothecaceae. The coding region runs from base 1 to 1323 and encodes 440 amino acids. The transcript is spliced from 2 exons.